GAUGGAUGGAGCACAGCAAGGCAGCAGGGAGGGUGAUGGGUCUCCCCCCACCCUCUGCAGAGCCCCGGCACCACAGGGGACCCCCCCCCCCAGCCGUCCUGCUCCCCUCAGGGACCACGCUGGGAGCCCCACGUGUGGGGCUGGGCAGGGAGAAGGAGAAACCCCCCCAAACCCCCCCAGCUCUGCCCCUGCCCUGAGAGCAGCAGCGACACUGCAGCCGGCCCCUCCAGCCUGGCCCCUCGGCGCAGCGGUGCCAGCCGGUGGCCUUCGUGCCCCCGGGCCGUGCUGGGGGGCGGUAAUGAGUGACAGGAGCUCAGGGCAAGGUCCGCUGCCUGCCCGUAAACAAGUGGCGGGUUUUCCCGGUGCACCGGCGGAGCGGGGCUGCCCUUCAGCCCCGGCAGCACCGCAGCGCCGGGCGGCUGCGGGGCCAGACCCGCUCGGCCACGGCCGGGGGCAGCUGGAGCCGGGGAGCCUGGGCACUGCCAGCUCGUCCCCACCACGCGAUGCCCUGUGUCACCCCGGGCUGUGUCACCACGGGCUGUGCGCAAGGCAUUUUCAGAGACUGAAGGGAAAAAUAAAAAAAAUAAAUUAAAAAAAAAAAAAAAAGCAUGGUUGCCCUCCACCCACCUCCAAACUCAGGCAGCGCCCUUGGUGCAGCACAACCACCUCGCGCCGUCAGCGCGUCCCUGCCUGCCGUGAGCCCCGAGGCCGACCUGAACCCCAAGAUGGUUGUGCCCGUUGCUGGCCAGGGCCACCUCCUGGGCCGGGUGCCACAGAUGCCCCGGGUCUGGUGUGAGACGGGGGCAGAGGGGGCUGUUGUGGUGAGCUCGUCCUAAAAUAACAGUAAUAACACCCCCCACCACCACCACCACAUUGUGCUUAAAUAUUAAGGAUAUAAUGGAUUUGGAAAGGGGAAAGAAAAACAAGUGGUUUUGGGGCAGCACCCAGUGCGGCGGAGGAGGAGCGUGCUGCUCCAGCGCCCACCGGGCACCCUGGGGCCAGACUGAAGUUCAGUGGGGGGGGGGCGGCCACCCUCGCCCCCCCUAGUGUCCCCCCGGCACGGCCAUCGCCCGCCUCCCGCCUUCAAAAGCAGCGGCCGCCGGGCUGCGCCGCCCCGCAGCACCAUGGCGGGGGGGCCGGAGGCCGGCCAGGAGUGCGGGAUCUGCUACGAGGCGUAUUGGGGGGCCGGGGGGGGCCGAGCCCCCCAGCAGCUGUCCUGCCGCCAUUCCCUCUGCCUGAGCUGCCUGCGCAAGCUGGUCUGCCGCGCCGCCGCCGUCGCCUUCGUCACCUGCCCCUUCUGCAGGACGGUGACGCUGGUGCCCGAGCUGGCUCGGGGUGGGCCCAGGGCGACGCCGGCCUCGGGGACCCCCCCCGGGGAGGAGGAAGAGGAGCAGGAGGAGGAGGAGGAGGAGGAGGAAGGCAGCGGUGCCUCUCCAGACACUCGCCAAGCCUCGGCGCGCUCCGUGGCCGCGGAGGUGGCGUUUGCGGCUCACGCCCCCGUCUUCGCAGUGAGCGGCAUGGUGUCCCCCUGCGGCCUCCGCCGCGGCUCCGAGGCGCCGGGCGCCUUCGUGCUGGGGCUGCCGGGGCGGGGGCUGCUGCUGGACACGCAGCCCCCCCUCGCCUCCAUGGAGAACCUGCGCCUUGGCUUCGCCGCCGGCAUCCUCGUCCUCAUCGUCUCCACCUUCUUCCUGCUCGUCUUCCUCAAGUAGGUCCAGACGGAGGAGAGGGGCUCCCAGGCCCGCAGCGCAGCCGCCCCCGACGCCUCCCCGGGGGCAGCCGGGACGGACCCGGCGCUGGGUCAGAGACUUCUCAGGCCACGGACGGCUCGGCAGGGAGAGGGCCAAGGCCAGGGCUCAGCACCUCGCAGGAUCCAGCCCCGGCAUGUGGGGCCCGCAGGACACUCGGCUGCCCCACACACAAACCCCGGGGCAUCAGACUCUUUAAAAAUUAACUUAUUGCAGCACUUUCCCUCGCCCCCCCCGGGGUCUGGCUGUGCUUACGUUGAGUUCAUGUUCCCGGCCACUCCAGACCCCCCGGCAGCAGCUCGGCAGGUGUGGUGGCACGGGGCCACGCACGCGCCCCGGUGUCACAGUCCCAGAGGCUGGAACCCCCCCCCGGGCUGUGCUUCAGCCCAUCUCAUCAGGUGAAAGGGAAGGGGAAGGAGCCCAUCGCGCUUUUCUGUGGGUAAAACCGUGCAAAAGCAAUUAAACAGGCCUUCCCCUUGAGAGGAGAGCCUGGUGCUGCUGCUGGGGAAGGGCACGGCCCCGCAGAGGUGUGAGCCAUUAAAGACAGACAUGGGCCCAGCGCUGUCUCUGGUUGUUUUUCUGUGCACUUGAGCAGGGAGAGUUUGGCACCAAGAUCCACGCGUGGCCGGGCCGGGG
Messenger RNA from Tyto alba (common barn owl), 2381 nucleotides. Its product is annotated as E3 ubiquitin-protein ligase RNF186-like. Gene Ontology annotation, biological process: protein ubiquitination. NCBI's taxonomy places the organism in Eukaryota, Metazoa, Chordata, Aves, Strigiformes, Tytonidae. Bases 1125 to 1709 code for a protein of 194 amino acids. The record is from RefSeq and is a predicted model, not a curated record. The transcript has a single exon. Gene Ontology annotation, molecular function: ubiquitin protein ligase activity.